Molecule: messenger RNA, 164 nt
Organism: Rotaria sordida
Lineage: Eukaryota; Metazoa; Rotifera; Eurotatoria; Philodinida; Philodinidae
Source: the annotation of a GenBank genome assembly
GUAAGGGUGGUACAUCCAUCAAAGUGCGACAUAUUCUUUGUGAAAAGCAAUCAAAAGUAUUGGAAGCAUUAGAAAAAAUUAAUAGUGGAAUGAAAUUUGAUGAAGUUGCACGUAUACUUAUUCGGAAGAUAAAGCUCGACAUGGAGGUGAUCUUGGCUGGAUGA